AUGAAUGAGCCAUGUUCAACCAAAACCUCGGACGGAAGAGAUGCUUCACCAGCACUUGACGAUGAACCAAACGGCUUCACAGAACAUCAAGUCGACAACAAUCCAAACCUUCCGCUCUUAGAUAGCCAUAGACAUAAUUCUUCUGCCGGCAGUAUCCUAUUGCCUCAAGAAGACACUAUCGACGAUGAAGCUGCAACCAAAGUAUUGGCCAAGAUUGACAGAGUCAUCAUUCCAUUACUGUUCAUAACCUAUAUGUUGAAUUUCAUGGACAAGGUCAUUCUAUCCAGCGCCGCUGUUUUUGGACUAAGAGAGGAUACACAUCUCAAAGGCCAGCAAUACAGCUGGGUCGGUAGCGUCUUUUACUUAGGCUAUCUUCUAUGGACAUAUCCAACAACUGUUUUCGUUGCACGUCUUCCAACUGGUAAAUACCUCACAGUCAACACACUAUUUUGGGGCUCGGUCGUUGCACUCACUGCAGCAUGCCAUAACUUCGGUGGCCUCUUGGUGGCACGAUUUCUUCUAGGCGUCGCAGAGGCCACGAUAACGCCCGGUUUCAUGUUUCUGACAUCGACUUGGUAUACUCGCGAUGAGAUGCCGACUCGUGUUGGAAUCUGGUUUUCUGGAAACUCUGUUGGCGGCUUGGUGGCCAGUUUGCUUGCAUUUGCAGUUGGACAUGUCGAUGGAGCAUCGAUACGACCUUGGAGGUGGAUGUACAUCAUCCUAGGCACCACGACUUUUGUGUGGGCAAUACCUUUGUUUCUCUUUCUCCCAGACAACAUCUCUAAAGCCGCUUUCCUCACACCAAGGGAGAGAAGAAUCGCGGCACGACGUGUGGUGUCUUCUGGUACUGGUACGACUGAACAUACGAGUUGGAAAUGGGAUCAAGUCCGUGAGUGCCUGAUCGACCCCAAAUCUUGGUUCAUCGUGGGUAUCGAGCUAUUCACGCAGAUUCCGAAUGGCGGAUCCCAAAGUUUCGCGAAUAUCGUGGUCGAGUCUUUCGGAUUCACGAAUUUGCAAUCCACGCUCAUCAACAUACCUUAUUCACUUCUAUCAGCAGGUAUAAUAUCAGGAAGCGGAUACCUAGCUGGCCGAUUCCGCACGCUGAAUUGCAUUUUGAUCGUCGUUGUUAUCAUGCCAUGUGUCAUUGGCAGUGCAAUCAUCUACAAACGAGACAAUGUGCCUCACAGCGUCCAUCUUUUCGCCUACUUCCUCCUCUCGAGCGGUUCUGCAGCAAUGCCGCUCACCAUGGCCCUCGUACAAUCUAAUUACCGAGGUGUUACCAAGAAGAUGACAAUAACGGCCAUGCUGUUCAUCACAUAUUGUGUUGGGAACAUGGCAGGUCCGCAUUUCUUCCUAAGGUCUGAGGAUCCACUAUACGAGACGGCUUUCAAGGCUAUCACUAUUUGCUACAGCUUAGCCACACGCAUCAAAAGUUUGAUCGCGUAUCGCUCGAAAAUGUCGUGGAGAAGCCAAGGAAUCACCGGUUCCAACAACAUCCCUCUCGGGAAGCGUCGCUUCGGAGAUGAGGAGGAGGAGUUUAAUGGCAACGCUGGAGUCGAUCGCGACUUGAAGCGUGGACGCGAUCCUGAGCCUCGCGGCGAUGCUGAUGGACCUCGACGACGAAAGAAGCGAAACCGAUGGGGUGAUGCAUCCGAGAACAAAGCGGCUGGCCUCAUGGGCUUGCCCACUGCUAUCUUGUCCAAUAUGACAAGUGAACAGCUUGAGGCCUACACACUGCAUUUGCGUAUCGAGGAAAUCUCCCAGAAGCUUCGCAUCGACGAUGUCGUCCCAGCCGACGGUGAUCGAUCUCCUUCUCCCGCUCCUCAGUACGACAACCACGGUCGACGUAUCAAUACACGAGAGUACCGAUACCGAAAGAAGCUUGAAGAUGAGCGCCACAAGCUCAUCGAGAAGGCCAUGAAGACCAUUCCUAACUACCACCCGCCACAGGAUUAUCGUAGACCUACAAAGACUCAGGAGAAGGUCUAUGUUCCUGUUAACGAUUAUCCGGAAAUUAACUUCAUUGGUUUACUUAUCGGACCUCGUGGUAAUACUCUGAAGAAAAUGGAAGGAGACUCAGGUGCCAAGAUCGCCAUUCGUGGCAAGGGCUCCGUAAAGGAGGGUAAGGGUCGGUCUGAUGCCGCGCACGCCAGCAACCAGGAAGAAGAUCUGCACUGUCUCAUCAUGGCCGAUACCGAAGAGAAGGUCAACAAGGCCAAGAAGCUCAUCCACAACGUCAUUGAGACUGCUGCGUCUAUUCCUGAAGGCCAGAACGAACUCAAGCGAAACCAGCUCCGAGAACUCGCCGCGCUCAACGGUACCCUCCGAGACGACGAGAACCAAGCUUGUCAGAACUGUGGCAAGAUCGGCCAUCGCAAGUACGACUGCCCCGAGAAGCAAAACUUCACUGCAAGCAUCAUCUGUCGCGUUUGUGGCAACGCUGGUCAUAUGGCUCGCGAUUGUCCCGACCGACAGCGUGGUGCUAGCUGGCGCCAGAAUGAUGCUGGUGCUCGCCCUGCUGGUCGUAUCGGUGGCGGAGAUGAUGUUGACCGUGAAUACGAGCAACUCAUGCAAGAGCUUGGUGGAGGGUCUUCUGGAGCCCCUGCGCGUAUCGAGGCCGGCCCUGGCGCUCAGAACAACGGAGACGCGAAGCCUUGGCAGCGAGGCCCUACUGGUGGUCCUGCACCAUGGCGCAGCCGCAACCAGGAUUCUAACGAAGGUGGAUCGGCAGCUCCCUGGGCUAGAGAUCGCGGUGGUCGUAACGACGACCAUCAAGGCGGUAGCGGUGCCGAUAGCUACUACGGACAGGCUUAUGCAGGUGCUUCAGGUGCCGCUGCUCCCUGGGCGCAACAGGCUCCUGGAACUCAGGGUGGGUAUGCUGGUUAUCCUGGCUAUGGUGCUUACGGUGCUGCCCCUGGAAUGGGAGCUCCUCCUGGUCUUGGUGCUCCUGGCAGCGCGCCUCCACCUCCUCCUGGUGCUCCCCCAGGCUUGGGAGACAUUAACGCCUUUAUUCAGCAGUAUGCCGGUGCUGCACCUCCUCCGCCGCCUUCUGGAGAUGCCCCGCCACCACCUCCCAGUGAUCAGCCUCCGCCUCCCCCACCUCCCGGUGCCUAA
Molecule: messenger RNA, 3114 nt
Organism: Fusarium tjaetaba
Lineage: Eukaryota; Fungi; Ascomycota; Sordariomycetes; Hypocreales; Nectriaceae
Exons: 7
Coding region: 1-3114 (1037 amino acids)
Biological process (GO): tripeptide transport; allantoate transport; transmembrane transport
Cellular component (GO): plasma membrane
Molecular function (GO): zinc ion binding; allantoate transmembrane transporter activity; RNA binding
Source: RefSeq, a predicted model, not a curated record